Molecule: messenger RNA, 986 nt
Organism: Cuscuta campestris
Lineage: Eukaryota; Viridiplantae; Streptophyta; Magnoliopsida; Solanales; Convolvulaceae
Source: the annotation of a GenBank genome assembly
CACAAUAUCAUCCACAAAAAACAUGCACCACGACCUCUCUCUGAACUCCUCUCGUCAAGACAUCCAUGGGCGAACAAGAAAGGGCUAAGGGCAGACCCUUAGUGCAACCCACCUCUACGGCGAAAGGCUUAAAGACACCCCGAUCUGAUGAUCAUCUUUGCCUUGCUGUCCUGAUCGCGCGGAUGUAUGCGAUCAGAACUUUUCUUGACUCAAGGCACCUUCACAGGACCUCCCUUGGCACCCUAUUGUACACCUUCUCAAGGUCAACAAAUACCUCAUCAAGUUAUACUCUUCCGUCAAUCUCUCUUCUUGAGGCCUUGGAAUCAUUUGUUGUAGUUGAAAGAGAGGGUCAAAUCAUAGCCUGUGCUGCUCUCUUCCCCUUCUUAAAAGAAAAUUGUGCUGAGGUUGCUUCAAUUGCUGUUUCUCCUGAAUGUCGUGGCCAAGGGCAGGGAGACAAAUUACUCGAUUACAUUGAAAAGAAGGCAUCUUCUCUUGGGAUACAAAUGCUUUUUCUCCUCACGACUCGCACAGCAGACUGGUUUGUAAGGCGUGGCUUUUCGGAAUGUUCCGUUGAUCAGAUACCAGUGGAGAGAAGGAAAAGAAUCAAUCUCUCGCGUGGGUCAAAAUAUUACAUGAAGAGGCUGCAGCCUGAUAGAAGCGGCAUUAUUCGCUUUGGUACAGCAUCAUCAUCUGCAUGAGAAGACCUGAGUGCGCAAUUAUAUGCUGCUUGUAGCAGCAUCUUGUAAAAUGCUAAAUAAAGCUAUGCCAAACCAAUGUGUGCCAACUGCAAGCCAGCAAAAGCGUAGCAAUCCUCGAGUUAUCUUCAAAACGAGUAUUUUAAUUGUUACAACGUCUUAAAUAUCUGUAUAUAUUUGUUAUUGUUUUUCUAAACCAAUGGUAUGACGUAUUUGAAAUGACUCUUUUAACUUUUUAUUCUUACUUUAUAGAAGUUUUUAAGUUUUUGGGAAUAAAUGUAGAAAUGCAAU